CUUUCAUCCCCUCCUGCCUUUUACUCACAUUUCAAGAAAUCCUCUCUCUCUCUCUCUCUCUAAGAAUUCUCUAUUUCAACUCAUAAAUCUGACCGGACCGUACAAGCUUUUGACAAAAUAUGUGUGGCGGUGCUAUACUUACCGACCUCAUUCCACCCAGAAAAGGAACUCGCCGGGUUUCGUCUGCCGACCUCUGGCCUACUUCUCCUUUCGCUUCCAAACCCACAUUCCCUCCCCAUCUUACUGAGGAUUUUCAUCAAACAUGUGAAGAGCAUGAUGAGGAAAAGCCACCUAAAAGGCAAAGAAAGAAUCUUUACAGAGGAAUCAGGCAGCGUCCAUGGGGAAAGUGGGCUGCUGAGAUUCGUGAUCCUAGGAAAGGAGUUAGGGUAUGGCUUGGUACCUUUAACACUGCUGAAGAUGCUGCUAGGGCAUAUGAUAGGGAAGCUCGGAAGAUCAGAGGAAAGAAGGCUAAAGUUAAUUUUCCCAACGAAGAUGAUGAUCAGAUUGUUUCGCAUCAAUAUAAUCCUUCUCCUCUUCUUCAAUCUGACGGCGGUUUCAGUCCAUAUCCGACUCAAUUUGCUGAAUACAAUUACAAUAAGUUCUAUCAAGGUGGAGGAGUCUGUGGAUCUGGAUCGGUAGGUGAGACUGGAUUUGAAGACUCUAUCAACGAGGCGGCGGAGGUGAAAAAGGAGCAGUUUGUUGAUGACAGGAUGAAGAAUGGAGAACCAGUGGUGAUGAUCAAUGUGGUGGAGGAGGAGAAAGAAGAAGAGAAUGAAGUUCUAAAGAUGUCGAAAGAGCUCAUGGCCUUUGAAUCCUACAUGAAAUUCUACCAGAUUCCUUACAUCGAUGGUCAAUCGGCGAUUGCACCGGCUAAUCAGUUGCAGGAAUCCGGCAUCGGCGGCAGUACACUGGAUCUAUGGAGCUUUGAUGAUGUUCAUCUCGGCGCAGCUUGAAGAAUCUCUCUCUCUCUCUCUCUUUGAAAGAAUCAUGAAUUACUGGAUGCUUGUUUUUCAGUUUUGGAUCUUAAAACAGCUUUUGUUCUUCCUAGAAGAAAACAUCUUCUUUAGAUUCCUUUUAUUUAUAUUAUUCUUUUAAUAAUAUGUUUGAACAUAAUCAUCAAUAUUUAUAUUUCUUAA
Molecule: messenger RNA, 1136 nt
Organism: Impatiens glandulifera
Lineage: Eukaryota; Viridiplantae; Streptophyta; Magnoliopsida; Ericales; Balsaminaceae
Product: ethylene-responsive transcription factor ERF071-like
Exons: 2
Coding region: 120-953 (277 amino acids)
Biological process (GO): ethylene-activated signaling pathway; regulation of DNA-templated transcription
Molecular function (GO): DNA binding; DNA-binding transcription factor activity
Source: RefSeq, a predicted model, not a curated record